CACAAGGCUGGGAAAAGCUCAGUGUGACUCUGCAGUUUCCCAGCACAGCAGGAGCAGCAGCUGAUCCUUCUGCCUCAGCAAUGGCAGAAGCUGUCAUAAGACAUUGGGUGGAAACUCCUGUACGCUACCAGGAGCAGUUUGUUGACCAGGAGCUGGAGGCACACAGACUGAACCACCUUUUAUAUGCUUUGCCGGGCCCUGCCACCGCUGCGCUGAGCAACCAAAGGUGCGCCCCAGAAAGCACGGCUGGGGCUGGGAAGAGCGGCCAGGAGGAGGAAAACACACAAUUCCGGGUCUUGCUGGAUGUUGUGCAGUUCCGCCCCGAAGAUAUCAUUAUCCAGACUUUCGAAGGCUGGCUCCUGAUUAAAGCUCAGCACGGACCCAGGAUGGACGAGCAUGGUUUCAUAUCCAGAAGCUUCACCAGACAAUACAAAUUACCCGACGGAGUGGAGAACAAAGACUUGUCUGCACUUUUCUGCCAUGAUGGCAUUUUGGUUGUUGAAAUGAAGAACUCAGUGGAAAAGAAUUAGAACCAUGUCUAUAGUUAUCGGUGAGAUAAAAUCAUUCUUAAUGUAACAAAAUUAUAUCAGUCAUGCGAUGCUGUAGGGUGUAGUAAGCAAGUAGCAGUAUUUAUUAAAGGAAAUUAUUUGUAUAUAUUUUUUGUAUGCUGAGUUUACUGUUUGAUGUAAACUGUUGUACUGCUUGCCUCCAGCUACACAUAGGUUGAAAACACAGGCUGUUCAAACAGUAGAAAACUCAGGCUAGUCUCAGCAGAAGAAAAGAAAAAAAUCUAUUUGAUAACGUAUUGAAAAUGGAGCACAGUUUUGAGUUAAGUAGCGGGAAUUGUAUUUCUAAGCAGUAAGCAUUUGUUAUACAUAGUCAUAAACAUUAAAGAAGGAAUGGACAAGUUGUGAAUCUUAUAGAAAUUUUAAAAUUCUGUUUUCUAAUUUUUGAGAUUAAAUUCUUCUCUCUGGAAAAGCACAUGAACUGAAAGAUACCAU
Molecule: messenger RNA, 1001 nt
Organism: Zonotrichia leucophrys gambelii
Lineage: Eukaryota; Metazoa; Chordata; Aves; Passeriformes; Passerellidae
Gene: HSPB3
Product: heat shock protein family B (small) member 3
Exons: 1
Coding region: 81-530 (149 amino acids)
Cellular component (GO): nuclear speck; cytoplasm
Source: RefSeq, a predicted model, not a curated record